This is a messenger RNA of Marmota flaviventris (yellow-bellied marmot), 2172 nucleotides long. RefSeq names its product acyl-CoA synthetase medium chain family member 5 (gene Acsm5). Gene Ontology annotation, biological process: acyl-CoA metabolic process; fatty acid biosynthetic process. Gene Ontology annotation, molecular function: fatty acid ligase activity; fatty-acyl-CoA synthase activity. Gene Ontology annotation, cellular component: mitochondrial matrix. NCBI's taxonomy places the organism in Eukaryota, Metazoa, Chordata, Mammalia, Rodentia, Sciuridae. The record is from RefSeq and is a predicted model, not a curated record.
AGCAACUUGCUUGAAAAAGGAAUUGCUAAGGGCUCUCAGGUCUACCCUUUAGCAAGAGCAGAACACAGGCGCCAUCUGCAUUUCCUGGGUCCAAGAACAAGGCAAGAGGCUACAGACGACAUGAGGCUGUGGCUGAGAUGCAGGGUCCUCCAGGUGCUCAAGAUCUCCCGGGGAUUCUGCGGAUCUCAUGGGCACCUGUCACCUCUCCCUGCCCCUCAGAAGAUCGUGGGCACAUGGGAAGCCAUCAGUCUGGGGAGGCAGCCGGUGCCCGAGUACUUCAACUUUGCCCAUGACGUGCUGGAUGUGUGGAGUCAGCUGGAGAAGGCUGGGCACCGGCCCCCGAAUCCUGCAUUCUGGUGGGUGGAUGGUAAAGGCGCGGAGGUCAAGUGGAGCUUUGAGGAGCUGGGACAUCGGUCCAGGAAGGCAGCCAACAUCCUGGCGAGCACGUGUGGCUUGCAGCCCGGGGACAGAAUGAUGCUGGUGCUUCCACGGCUUCCAGAGUGGUGGCUGGCCAGCGUGGCUUGCAUGCGGACAGGUGUUGUCAUGAUUCCUGGCGUCUCCCAGCUGACGGAGAAGGACCUCAAGUACCGGCUGCAGACAUCCAGGGCCAAGUCCAUUAUCACCAGUGACGCCCUGGCUCCGCAGGUGGACGCCAUCAGUGCUGACUGCCCCUCCCUCCGGGUCAAGCUCCUGGUGUCGGACAGCGGUCGCCCAGGCUGGAUGAACUUCAGGGAACUCCUGCGAGAGGCAUCUGCAGAGCACACGUGUGUGCAGACCAAGAGUCGAGAUGCCCUGGCCAUCUACUUCACCAGCGGAACUACCGGGAACCCCAAGAUGGUUGAGCACUCCCAGAGCAGCUAUGGGCUGGGCUUUGUGGCCAGUGGAAGGCAGUGGGUGGCCUUGACCGAAUCAGACAUCUUCUGGAACACCACCGACACUGGUUGGGUGAAGGCAGCCUGGACUCUCUUCUCUGCUUGGUCUAAUGGAUCUUGUAUUUUUGUGCACGAACUGCCUCGGGUUAACGCCAAAGUCAUCCUAAAUACUCUCUCCAAGUUCCCGAUAACCACCCUUUGCUGUGUCCCAACCAUCUUCCGCCUGCUUGUACAGGAGGAUCUGACAAGGUACCAGUUUCACAGCCUGAGACACUGUUUGACUGGAGGAGAGGCCCUCAACCCUGAUGUGAGGGAGAAGUGGAAGAACCAGACGGGCCUGGAGCUUUACGAAGGCUAUGGGCAGUCCGAAACAGUUGUAAUCUGUGCCAAUCCGAGAGGCUCCACCAUCAAGGCUGGGUCCAUGGGGAAAGCCUCCCCACCUUACGACGUGCAGAUUGUGGAUGACGAGGGCCACAUCCUGUCCCCAGGAGAAGAGGGGAAUAUCGCCGUGCGCGUCAGACCCACCCGGCCCUUCUGUUUCUUCAACUGCUAUCUGGACAAUCCCGAGAAGACGGCGGCCUCAGAACGAGGAGACUUCUACAUCACAGGGGACCGAGCCCACAUGGACAAGGACGGCUACUUUUGGUUCAUGGGAAGAAGCGAUGAUGUGAUCAACUCUUCGAGCUACCGAAUUGGACCUGUGGAGGUGGAGAGCGCUCUUGCCGAGCACCCCGCUGUGCUGGAGUCUGCCGUGGUCAGCAGCCCAGACCCCACCCGGGGGGAGGUGGUAAAGGCGUUUAUAGUUCUUUCUCCCACCUACUCCUCUCACGACCCGGAAGCACUAACCCGGGAACUCCAGGAGCAUGUGAAAAGGGUGACCGCCCCCUACAAGUACCCCAGGAAGGUGGCUUUUGUUUCAGAACUGCCGAAGACAGUUUCUGGAAAGAUCCAAAGGAGUAAACUGAGGAGCCAAGAAUGGGGGAGAUGAGGUGCCACCCCAGAAAGGCCCCAGAAGGACCUGGUGGGGUCACUGGUCAGCCCCUGCUUGGAGCAUCGUCCUGACAACUUCACAGACAUCAAGGACACUCAGCUUCCAAGGGGGCAUCUCCAGAACCACUGGAUGCUUCUAGAAACAACAGAGAAUGUCACUGACCCAGAGCACAGAGCCAGGCCCGGUCUAGCCGUGCUCAGAGGCUCAGCUCCCCCUCUGUCCGGCUGUUCUCGGCAUCUUCCUGAAGUGGCACCCCCUUUGUCCACAGAAAAGCCCUCUUCACCAGGGCUGAUUUUAGGACUGUCAGCA